UUCAAAUUGUCCUUUUAACUUCUAUAUAAGGAAGCUGAUUACAACAAGAAACCAAAUAAAGAAGAAAUAAAAAGGUGAAAGAAACUACUUUGUGCAAAAGCUACAACAACAACCAAAAUGGAUCACGAAAAGCCAGCAGCUUGUGUCCUUGAUGCAUCAACCUAUGUGGGUUUUUGGAUUCUCAAAGGACUGUUGAAUAGAGGGUACACAGUUCAUGCAGCUAUUCAGAUGAAGGAGACAGAUAUAGUGAAGAAAAUUAAGGAAAUGGAAAGAGUGGAGGAGAGAUUAUCAGUUUUUAGUGUGGAUAUUCUGGAUUACCAUAGCAUUCUUGUUGCUUUGAAGGGUUGCUCUGCUUUGUUCUGUUGUUUAGACUGUCCAGAUGGUUAUGAUGAUCUAAUUGUGGAUUUGGAAGUGAGGGGAGCAAUCAAUGUAGUUGAGGCCUGCGCACAAACAGAUAGCAUGCAGAAAAUUGUAUUCACUUCUUCCUUAACUGCAGCUAUUUGGAGAGAAAACAUUUGUUCACAGACAGAUGUAGAUGAGAGGUUUUGGAGUGAUCAAGAUUUCUGCCGCAAAAUGAAGUUGUGGUAUGCCCUUGCUAAAACACUCUCCGAGCAGGCUGCCUGGGCUCUUGCCAUGGAUCGAAUGCUUAACAUGGUUUCUGUGAAUGCUGGACUAGUUGUUGGCCCUGCUGUUGCACAGCAAAAUCCUUGUUCAACCGUGUCCUAUCUUAAAGGAGCUGCUGAAAUGUUUGAAAACGGAGUUCUAGCUGUUGUGGAUGUGAAGUUUUUAGCUGACGUUCAUAUUCGAGCUUUCGAAGAUUCAUCUACCAUCGGACGAUACUUUUGCUUCAAUCAAAUAGUGCAUACUGAGGAAGAAGCUGUUAAACUUGUAGAAACCCUGAGCCCUUUGUUAUCUUCACAACCCAAAUAUGAAUGCCAAGGGAGCGAGGCCUAUGCUGAGAGGUUGAGAACCAAGAAAUUGAACAAAUUGGUUGAAGGCACUGCAUAAUUGUGAAACUUGAUUUUACCUUUUUUUCCUAUCGAUUAUAGCUUCUUAACUUUAUCAGAUGAUGUGUGUAUAUAUAUAUAUGUUCUUAUUGGGAAAGAUGUGCUGAUUUUUCUCAUCAGCAUUUUUAGUGAAUUGGCCGAAUGGUAAGGAACUCCUUGGUAUAA
Messenger RNA from Gossypium arboreum, 1172 nucleotides. Its product is annotated as cinnamoyl-CoA reductase-like SNL6. The transcript is spliced from 6 exons. Gene Ontology annotation, biological process: steroid biosynthetic process. The coding region runs from base 118 to 1008 and encodes 296 amino acids. NCBI's taxonomy places the organism in Eukaryota, Viridiplantae, Streptophyta, Magnoliopsida, Malvales, Malvaceae. Gene Ontology annotation, molecular function: 3-beta-hydroxy-Delta5-steroid dehydrogenase (NAD+) activity. The record is from RefSeq and is a predicted model, not a curated record.